Molecule: messenger RNA, 2067 nt
Organism: Brenthis ino (lesser marbled fritillary)
Lineage: Eukaryota; Metazoa; Arthropoda; Insecta; Lepidoptera; Nymphalidae
Source: the annotation of a GenBank genome assembly
AUGGCAAAUUUUGAUUGUGCUGGAUGCCCUAACGCACUAGAUAACACCAUGUCAUUGCAAUGUCGCCGAUGCAAUGAUAAAUAUCAUGUUGCGUGCACGCGAAUUACAAUGCAAGACUUUAGUGUGAUGAGCUCGGAAAUGAAAAGUUCAUGGAUAUGUGACGUAUGCAGAUGUAAACAACCGAGAGGAGAUCACUCCAACACACCAGUUCGUAACUCACCAAUGGAAAUGGACUUCGUAACUCAGCGUGUAAAAAGUCGUUCUACUUGCUCCUGUUUAUCGGCUAACAAUGUAAGAGAAAUAAUCAGAGAGGAAUUACGCAAUAUUUUCAGUAAUGAUUUACACCCUAAAAUUCAGGAAAUAAAACAUACUCUUGCCUCAUUUGAAACCUCCUUGUCGUCAUUAAGCCAGGAUAUAGAUAAAGUUAAAACUGAACAUGCAAAUCAAUCAGCACAAAUGCAACAGAUUAUCAAGGAGAACGAAACUCUGCGAGCAGCUAACCAGACUAUCAUAACUCGUCUUACACAACUUGAACAGCAGACACUGCCUGGAUCAAGUUUAUGCUUGGGAAUUUUGUCAGACCAGAAAUUCUCAUCUCUCGAAGGAACAGUGUGUGAAGCUACACUAAUGGGAAUUAAGGACAUGGGUUUCACUACUAUGACAGAAAUACAGGCUAAAGCCAUUCCACCAUUACUAGAAGGAAGAGAUCUUGUGGGUGCUGCAAGAACCGGGUCAGGGAAAACCCUUGCAUUUCUAAUACCAGCCAUCGAUCUUAUAUACAAAUUAAAAUUUAAGCCUAGGAAUGGUACUGGGGUAAUCAUAUUGUCGCCUACAAGGGAACUUUCAAUGCAAACUUUUGGUGUAUUAAUGGAAUUAAUGAAAUACCACCAUCAUACUUAUGGGUUGGUAAUGGGAGGUGCCAACAGAAGUACUGAAGCACAGAAACUAUCAAAAGGUAUCAAUAUAUUAGUGGCAACACCAGGCCGUCUGCUAGAUCACUUACAAAACACACCAGACUUUUUGUAUAAAAAUCUACAAUGCUUGGUAAUUGAUGAAGCCGAUAGGAUAUUAGAAAUUGGUUUUGAGGAAGAAGUCAAGCAGAUUAUUAGGCUAUUGCCAAAACGCCGACAAACUAUGUUAUUCAGUGCAACACAGACUAAAAAAACUGAGUCGUUGACUGCAUUGGCAGUUAAACAUGAGCCUAUAUAUGUGGGAGUGGAUGAUCAUAGAGAGCAGGCAACUGUAGAUUCAUUGGAACAAGGUUACAUUGUAUGCCCAUCAGAAAAACGCAUGAUGGUACUAUUCACAUUCCUAAAGAAGAAUAGGAAAAAGAAGGUUAUGGUGUUCCUUUCAACUUGUAUGUCAGUAAAGUACCAUCAUGAACUGUUCAACUACAUUGAUCUACCUGUCAUGUCUAUACAUGGUAAACAACAACAAGCCAAACGUACAACAACAUUCUUCCAAUUCUGCAAUGCUGAGAGUGGUAUUCUUUUAUGUACCGAUGUAGCGGCCAGAGGACUUGAUAUUCCAGCAGUGGACUGGAUUGUGCAGUAUGACCCACCAGAUGACCCUAAGGAAUAUAUACACAGAGUGGGCAGAACAGCGCGCGGUCUCGGUACAAGCGGACACGCCUUGUUGUUCCUGCGCCCGGAAGAGUUAGGAUUUCUUAGAUUCUUGAAACAGUCUAGAGUCACAUUGAAUGAAUUUGAAUUUUCAUGGAAUAAGGUCGCCGAUAUUCAGCUACAGUUGGAAAAACUAAUAUCCAGAAACUACUUCCUCAAUCAAUCUGCAAAGGAAGCAUUUAAGAGCUAUCUCCGUGCAUAUGACUCGCACCAUCUCAAAACUAUAUUCGAUAUAGACACAAUUGAUUUAGCUAAAGUGUCAAAAUCAUUUGGUUUCACUGUUCCACCGGCAGUGGAACUAAAAGUAACUAGUAAAGGUCCAGUACAAAAACGAAAAGGUGGAGGUGGCUUUGGAUACUUUAAAACAUUAAACAAGCCGCAGCACAAGAAAGACGAGAAAACAAAAAUAUAUAGACAGAAAGGAAAUAAUAAGAGAUCUGUCAGU